UGAGGAAAGGCGUUGAAGCUGAAGUGAACGAGUCCAGAAGGAUCAGAGAGGACGCACCAACAGUUUGUACUCCGUUACUCCUCAAACAUGGGAACUUUUUUAGACCGUCUACUGUUUCUGCUUCUUUUACUGUCAUCUGCCUCCAACGUCAUCGGGUCCAACAUUUGCACAUCAAGAGGAGUCACUACUUGUAACCAGUGUUUGGUUGUUCACCCCAGCUGUGCAUGGUGUUCACAGGAGGAGUUUGGGAAGGGAGGGUCCAGUCUGUCCCGCUGUGACCUGAAGCAGAAUUUACUGGAUAAUGGGUGCAGCGCUGGGGCUUUGGAGUUUCCUUCAAGCACCUUGAAGAUCCAGAAGGAUGCACCGCUCAGCGACAAGGCCUCUGGGACGGCUGCAGAUGUCACACAGAUAAGGCCACAGAAACUUCAUAUGACACUGAGACCAGGUGAUUCCAAGCGUUUCCCAGUGUCAGUAAAACAAGUGGAGGAUUACCCAGUGGACCUUUACUACCUGAUGGAUCUGUCGUAUUCCAUGAAGGACGACUUGGCCCGACUCCGAACCCUGGGCAAUGAACUGGCAGCGACCAUGGGUCAGGCCACGAGUAACCUACGCAUGGGCUUUGGAGCUUUUGUGGACAAGACCACGUCCCCUUAUAUGUACACCUACCCCCCAGAGGCAGUGAAAAACCCCUGCGAUGGUAUUAGUGAAACAUGCCAGGCCCAGUUUGGGUUCAAGCAUGUGCUCACGCUGACAGAGCAGGUAUCUCGCUUUACUGAGGAGGUGGGGAAGCAGCAGGUGUCCAGAAAUAGAGACGCUCCUGAGGGCGGAUUUGACGCCAUCAUGCAGGCUUCAGUAUGCAAGGACAGGAUCGGCUGGCGUCCAGAUGCCACGCACCUGCUGGUUUUCACCACUGAUGCUAAAACUCACAUUGCUCUGGAUGGACGUAUCGCUGGUAUCGUCCAGCCCAAUGACGGACUGUGUCAUCUGGAUAGUAACAACAAUUACAACGAAUCUACUGUGUUGGAUUAUCCAUCCUUGGGACUUUUGGCUGAAAAAAUGUCUGAAAACAAUAUCCGUUUAGUUUUUGCCGUGACCAGCUAUGUGGAGCCACUUUACAAGGAUUACAGUAGCCUCAUUCCAGGUACCGUUGUGGGGAAGCUGUCUGGUGAUUCAGGGAAUGUUAUUCAACUCAUCGUGAAGGCUUAUGAGGAUAUUCGCUCUAAAGUGGAGCUGGAGCUUCGUGAUGUCCCAGAGGAGUUAAAUCUCUCCUUUAAUGCCACUUGCCUCAAUGGGGAAAUUAUCCCUGGAGUCAAGUCCUGUUCUGGCCUCAAAGUAGGAGACACGGUGUCGUUCAAUGUGGAGGUCCAGUUACGAAGCUGCCCCAAAGAGAAGAGUCGCACUUUUACCAUUAAACCUUUAGGCUUUAAGGAUUCCCUGGAGGUCACUGUGGACUUCGCCUGUAGCUGCGGUUGUGAGGCCAACGCCGAGGCUGACAGUCCCCACUGCAACCAUGGAAACGGAACCUACGAGUGCGGCGUAUGUCAGUGUCACCCGGGUCGCCUGGGCCCGCAGUGCGAGUGUUCCGUGGAGGACUACAGUCCGUCUGAUGACGUCAACUGCAUCCACAAACAGGGCAGCCCCAUCUGCAACGGCAGAGGAAACUGUGUGUGUGGACAGUGCACCUGCCACGCAAAUGACUUCGGCCAAGUGUGGGGAAAGUACUGCGAAUGUGACGAUUACAACUGCCCUCUGUACAAAGGAGCUCUGUGUGCAGAUCAUGGGAAGUGUAACUGUGGGUUCUGCCAAUGCGACGCCGGAUGGGAAGGAGAAAACUGUAACUGCACCACGCGAACCGAUACCUGCAUGUCCAACAUCGGCCUUCUGUGCAGCGGUCGAGGAGCAUGUGACUGUGGGGUUUGUCAGUGUACUCAGCCUGGGGCCUAUGGAGCAACCUGUGAGAAGUGUCCCACGUGCCCCGACUCCUGCACUAUAAAACAACAAUGUGUGGAGUGUCAGCACUACAAGAGAGGACAAUACACCAAAGACAACAGCUGUAAUAGAAUCUGCAGAGAUGAAAUCCGACCAGUGGAUGCAGUGGGUUUCAAAGGCAAAAACGCAGUGAACUGCACGUACAAAGAUGAAAAUGACUGUGUGCAGCACUUCCAGUAUUAUGAAGAUGAAAGUGGAAACUCCAUCCUGGAAGUGGUGAAAGAGCCAGUGUGUCCUGAGGGUCCUGACAUCUUGGUGGUGCUCUUGGCGGUGGCUGGGGCCAUUCUGUUACUGGGGCUGAUUGGGCUCCUUAUCUGGAAGCUGCUGGUCACCAUCCACGAUCGCAGAGAGUAUGCCAAGUUUGAGGAGGAGAGAGCCAAAGCCAAAUGGGAUACGGCUCACAACCCGCUGUAUAAAGGAGCCACGUCCACCUUCACAAAUGUAGCAUACAGAGGCAACUAGAGGCCGAAUACAAUGAGGAAAUCUCAGGGCUUAAGACAGAGACGGAAUGUAAUGUACGAUCCUCAACACUGUCACGUAACGGCUACUGAAGCUGAAAGGUAGCCGGAGCAGAAACAAGAUGCAGCAUUUGUAUGUAUUGUAAAAAUACUGACCAAAGCUUUUUAAUGUUAAGUCACUGAAAGUUGUUCUUUUUGGCCAAAUUCCUGAUCUGUGGAGGUCUGUAAGUACUGUGCACUCAGAGUUUAUUAACUGGUUUACAAUGAGGGAAACUGCUGCUGCCACAUUUGUUGGGAGGCUUUUCUACCACUGCAAUAUUUGUUGCUUCAACUUUGUUUUAUUGUUUUAUGCACAUUUUGUACCACAUCAAAUCACCAGGAGUAGCUGUAAGUCAAUAAAGACAGUAAAAAAAAAAAACGAUUUGACAUUUACAGACUGUCUUUUCCUGUAUAUAUUUGUGUCUAGAGUUUUUUUUUUUAUGGGUGCCCACGAUGAAAACAUGUGGAAAUCUUCCUGUAGCAUGUUCUUUAUUCUGCAGUAUGACGUGUUUGUGUUUGGGUGUUUUUAAAGCUGUUCUAAUUUGUGAAAUUGUGUAAAAAUGAGUGAGUUCUUAUCGUUUAAGGUGUUUCUGUUUUUACACUGUAUUGUCUUUGUGUACAUGAGCAGAUUUGCUUGCACAUCAAGCUUCCAGCCCCGCUCUAAAGACAUGUAGAUGUUAAUUAAAAAAAACUUGCUUUUGCAUUUUAGGUACCUCUGUAAGGUACAUCGGAUUAAAGUGUGAGGGUUUUUCUGUGUAGUCUGGUUUGAUAGUUCUGAUCUUUUAUCAGGACGCUGCUUUUUUUUGCACAGUUGUUUAACAGAUGUCUGGAUUUGUCUCUAGUUUGUUACACAUAAGACUUCAUUAAACAUGAAUUGAUUCAG
Molecule: messenger RNA, 3369 nt
Organism: Sphaeramia orbicularis (orbiculate cardinalfish)
Lineage: Eukaryota; Metazoa; Chordata; Actinopteri; Kurtiformes; Apogonidae
Gene: itgb3a
Product: integrin beta 3a
Exons: 15
Coding region: 88-2451 (787 amino acids)
Biological process (GO): cell migration; cell adhesion mediated by integrin; integrin-mediated signaling pathway
Cellular component (GO): cell surface; focal adhesion; integrin complex
Molecular function (GO): integrin binding; fibronectin binding; fibrinogen binding
Source: RefSeq, a predicted model, not a curated record